Messenger RNA from Sphaerulina musiva SO2202, 246 nucleotides. RefSeq lists its product as uncharacterized. Lineage: Eukaryota; Fungi; Ascomycota; Dothideomycetes; Mycosphaerellales; Mycosphaerellaceae. The record is from RefSeq and is a predicted model, not a curated record. Gene Ontology annotation, cellular component: nucleosome. The annotation marks the transcript as partial. Gene Ontology annotation, molecular function: structural constituent of chromatin; DNA binding; protein heterodimerization activity. The transcript has 2 exons.
AAGACGACCGAGCUGUUAAUACGUCGACUACUAUUCCAGAGGAUCUGUCGGGAAGUUACUAUAGAUAUCGCAAGUAAAUCUUCGAGUAGCGAAGCGACGGAAGCGUUUCUUAUACUUGAGUUCGAAGUCUCUAAUAUGCUUGCAAUAUAUACGAAACGAGUAACGUUGCAGCAAAAGGAUAUAGUACUUUGUCGAUGGAUUCGGAAGCGCUUCCUAGGGGAAAAUAACGGAAAAGAUGACUUUUAA